GGUCGUGGGACUGUCCCAAGUGAGAGUGCUCAAGGCUGACACCUCUUCAGUGUCUUUUUUUAAAUGUAUAACUAAAUGCAUGGAAACAACCGGAUGUUUUAAUAGCAGAUGUUUUAUUUACAAUGUUUUUAUUUUGUAAGUAGUCGUGUUUUGAGGAAGUUUUAGAUUUCAUAACGAGGUUGAAUUUUGGAUGAUAGUCGCUUGAGUUCGGAGUUCCAAGAUGAACUUCAAUCUGACGUUCAUCAAAAGUCCGGUGGUGGUGUUCCUGCUGUGCUCUUGGCUGGUGUGCUGUGGGGCAGAGCUGAAUGGCGUGGUGGCGACCCAGUGGUCCGGCGAUGACAGGAACCGGACGCUGCAACACAAAAACUGUGUGGAGAACCAGCAGUACCUCCACCAGGGCCUCUGCUGUCUCAACUGCCAGGCUGGUACAUUCAUGCUGAGGGCGUGCGACAGGGACAUGGAGCAAGGGACGUGCAUGCCCUGCGAACAUGGCUUGUCCUACACAGAACACUCCAACGGGAUGAACCGCUGCCUGCCCUGCACCCACUGUCGCAUGGACCAGAGCCAGACAGUGCCCUGUACCAGUACAGCAGACACCCAGUGCCAGUGUCAAGCGGGCACCUUCUGUGUGCCAGAGCAGGCCUGUGAGGUCUGCAAGAGAUGUGCCAAGUGUAAAGCGGGGGAGGAGGAGGUGAAGAAAUGCACCCCCAUCUCCAACACUGCGUGUAGGAAACGAGACAUCUCCACUACCCUCCACCCGAUUGCCAUCCCCACCCCCGCCCCCAUCUCUGCAGAGACCAUAGUUACGCCAUUGGUCAUUCUGCUCUUGCUCUUCCUCCUCUUCAUCGGGAUUGGUGUGUGGCUUUGGAUCAAGAGGCCAUGUACAUUUCGGCCAGUUUGUCUCUCAGGUUCAGACAGUCGCUGUGACUCCAGUGACAUUGUGAAGAUUGCCAUUGGUGAGAGUGGACCCACAGCAGAGGAGAGACAGAACAGCCAGAAUGCUGGCCUGGAGGGGGAGGAGGGGGAGGAGGUCCGUCCCGAGUCACGUCCCCUGCUGCAGGAGACCCAGGGCGGCCUGAUCAAGGCCUCCCCUCCCCUGGGAUUGGGGGAGGACGAGGACCGGGGCCUGGGUGACAGCCUGCCCAACACCACCAGCUCCUCCCAGACCAGCCUGUCGGCCCUGCCCACCGCCGGGGCAGCCUCGUCGGGCAGCUCCCCCCGACACAGCCCCUCCGCCCAGAGACUGCAGCCCACAGCCAGGGAUGAUCCUCUGCAGAAGAGACUGGUGUCCCUGAUAGGGGAUGAGACGUCCCUGAAGAAGAGCUUUGACCUCUUCGAUGAGUGCCUGGACGUGCGGAUCCACAACAAGUUUUUUCGCUACAUCGGCGUCCAUGACAACCACAUCAAGAUGGCGGAGAGUGACCCCCCUAGCGACAAGGUGUAUGACCUGCUGAAGAACUGGAUGCAGAAGGAGGGCCUGAAAGCGGACAUCAACUCCCUGCUCCAGGCCCUUCUCAGUCUGGACCAGAGGCGCUCCGCUGAGAGCAUUGCCUUCGCUGCCAUCCAGAAGGGCUACUACAAACAUGCAGACAUGCCCUGACACCCCCAGCCCACUGGGGGGCUCUGCCUCAGAGACAUGUGUGGAUUGAGAUUAAAUAAAAAAACAUUGAUGAAAGACAACGUCAACUCUUAUCGGCCUAAUUGGCCUGAUGUAUUCUGCCUAUAUGCCUGUGCCUCUAAAACAACACCAAUGGAGGAGUUGGAGAUAAACAAUGUUGUCUUUUGAAUAUCUGCCAAUAUGGUCUGGUGUAUUUGGCCUAAAGGCCCGUGCUUUCUAAAACAAAAUAUAAAAAAACAAAAUGGAGGAUUUGGGGAUAAACCUUGUUUUCUUUUGAAGAUAGCAUUAUCGGCCUGGUGUUCUAAAACAAAAACAUAAAAUGGUAGAAGAGUUGGAUGAUGUUGAUGUUUUCCAGUGGGUGGAUCUGGAGCUCAGCUUUGACCUCCAUGAUUUUACGCCCCACCCCUUCUCUCUGAGCGACUGACAUGGCUUAUAAGCCAAUACCGAACCCUGGGACAGGGACAUACACUGGUUUGUAGGAGUGGCAUUAGCUUGCGCGUUCCUAUGCCCAGGCGUUGCUGACGCCUGCCAGAUAUUACAAUGCCUGGAUAGGUAUUUUAAGUAUCGGCAAAUCACAAGAUAUGUUAUACCAAUCUGUCAGUCGAUGACACAGUUGAUGGCGUGGCACGCAACCAUUGGUUGGUGCAUGUAACGUCUGAGCAAGGGAACGCAACCACUAUGUCACUGAUACUGCGUCUACUUGAUGCACUGGCCUCUGGCACGUGUAGGGUUUUGAGAUACAGGUAACAAAUGCCCAUAUUAGGCAAAAGGUUAUAUGUUUGAAGUACAGGUAGAGAUAGGCCAUUUAAGCAUAAUUCUGUUAAAAAUUACAGUAAAAUACAGACCAUAUUGUAUUAUGUUAGUUUAAAAUGCAGGUUGGUAUGAUUUUAAUAUUUGCAUAUUUGGGUGUAAAUAUGUUUUAUACGGUAGUCCAUUACUGUUACUGUUUUGUUUUUUGAAGUAUCAGAAUUCGUGCCAUAGGCUCAUUUAAAGUGUAUAAGUGCAGGCAAGGGCGAAGAUUAUUUUUUUUUAAAUGCAUAAGUGACUAAACUGAAUGUUUUAUAGACUGCGUUUUUAGUUAUUUUGUUUUUCAUUGUUGAUGCGUUCUCACACUGCACUUGUUGGGAGGAGUUUCCGUAACUAUUUCUUUUGUUAGUCAAAUGUUUCUCAAACAUUUCCCACAAACACUCAGAGCCCUCAAGGUUUCAUAGCUGUUUUAUUUAUUGACAUAUUUAUUUUAAACGGAUGAUAAUUACGUUUCAUUAUUUAUUCAAUUACCAACACAGCAACCCUGGAAAACUAAACAGGGCAGUAAUGUGUUGCUACGUUAUCAUGACUACAUUUACCUAGAGGGCAACAUGACUGAGAUCAAAUAGACAGACAGGAGUGGCUGACCUGCAUUUGGGGUUCAUCCUGUCCUGAUCGAUGGCGCCCCACUGAUCAAAGACUAUGUUCGGUCAGUGCACAUACUGUCAAAGAAGUUCAUAGUUACAGUAUAUAUGCCAUUUCUGCACAUAGAGUUUCUUAUUCAGUCAAGGUGGUCAUCAUAAGGUCACUUUUGUAAUUAUGCUUAACUCAACAUUUGUGGACUAUUGAAAAACGUUUCUCUCUCUGCUUGAUUCACACUGUACUUUUCACAUUGUCCAGUAUAGCUCUGCUCGGAUUUGGCUCAGUAGUGUGAAAAGGGUAAUAAUGUAUUGAUAAAAAGUUGGACUCCUUUAUACAUGUCAUCAAAGACAUGAAUAUACAGGUACGCAAAGCACGUUGUUUCUCAUUGUUUGGCUCUGUCAAGAAGAUGAAGGAAAGCUUUUCUGGAUAUUUAAGUCCAAGUUCUUUUUUUUUUUUUGAAAAGUCCAAGUUUAUUUCCUGUAGCAUCCUUUGUACAUACAUUACCAAGAGUGGUUUUAUGUGCUUCACAUUAUAUAUAUAUAUAUAUAUAUAUAUAGAGAGAGAGAGAGAGUUUUAUUAACAAAAAAGAAAAGCCUUAAAGCUGAAGGAAUACUAGUAUAUGAUUACUAAGUAUGAGCACAUUAAACUUGGUUUAGCCCCUUUUUCCCUCUAGUCUAGUGGCUACACUUAUGUAAAAGAGCGAAGAAAUCUUUUUUUUUUAUAGCUGACAGAUUUGAAACUACAGUGCUGGCACUGCCAUCUAUUGACGGACAAUGAAAAAACAGCCUGCAUCAAUUUCUAUGAACCUUUAUUUUUUCUAAUUCUUCAUAAUGCUUUUCUACCAACAUUUUUUAACACACCUCUUCCAUUAUAAUAUUACCUUUGAGACGGCUUUUGGCUCUUUUUUUUCAUGAACUUUUAGGAGUUAGGAUUAUACAUUGGAGUUCAUAUCAUGUUUGCGCUGUGGCGGUCUCACACCUCACUUCUGUUUAUUUAGUUGCAAAGCUCAAAAACUUUUUUCUUAUUUAAUUUUCUCCCUUCGACAAUUGUUUGCUAGUGUCUGGAUUUCAGAUAAGAAUGUGUCAAAGCCAUUGUGUUUGUUUAAUGUCCGUUUGAAAUAAACAUUUUGUACAAAUAUCCC
Oncorhynchus mykiss (rainbow trout) is the source of this 4148-nucleotide messenger RNA. RefSeq names its product tumor necrosis factor receptor superfamily member 10B. Lineage: Eukaryota; Metazoa; Chordata; Actinopteri; Salmoniformes; Salmonidae. Gene Ontology annotation, biological process: positive regulation of apoptotic process; TRAIL-activated apoptotic signaling pathway. Gene Ontology annotation, molecular function: TRAIL binding. Gene Ontology annotation, cellular component: cell surface; plasma membrane. The record is from RefSeq and is a predicted model, not a curated record.